AUGGCAUAUCUGUCCGCAGCACAAUCAGAACUAUCUCCGGCUGCUCCUUCCGCCGCCGUUGGUCACGCCUGGACUGGCAUUUCGUCUGCUUCUAGACCUUCAGGAUCCGGCACCAACACUCCAACCGGCUCCACCUACCUGAUGCCGACAAGUCCUGCCAAGAAUUCCCUUGCCGCCAAAGAUGGCAUGAAACCGAAGAUCUCAAAGACUUCGGGUCAGAAGCCGGCUUGCCUGGUGAAUGCUUCAGUGACCUACUGUGGAAAUGACCAGAUCUACGCCUUUGGGGGCUUCGACCAGUUUACCGACGAAGUCUACAAUCACGUGCUGAGGCUGAACCUGAAGACGCUAACCUGGACGCUAGUGGACAACUACGGAGACAUCCCGGGGGUCCGCAUGGGACAUUCGGCCUCGCUCUAUGAAGGUGACAAGCUUCUGGUCUAUGGUGGAGAGAACGAGCACCGUGAGUAUCUGUCAGAUGUCGUCAUCUUGAACCUAAAGGACCAUCAUUGGACUCAGCCCGACAUCCAAGGACCCAUUCCCAAGGGUCGCGCGAGGCACGCUGCCGUGGUCUACGAGGACAAACUGUUCAUUCUUGGUGGGUUGACUGGCGAAGCCAACUACAUCCUCGACGACAUCUGCUACCUCGACCUGAAGACAUGGACAUGGUCGAAGACAUGGAGCUUUGUGCAGAGAUUUGAUCAUAGUGCCUGGAUCUGGGGUGGCCGGCUGUGGGUUUUGGGUGGUCUUGGUGCCGAUAUGGAACGGUCGUCUGAAAUCUGGUGGCUGGACCUCAAAGGAAGCCCAGCGCUUUCAGGUGCUGGCAAACCUUACUCGACGAUGGGCCGUGUACCUGCGACCAGACAAGACCCGUGGUCUCACCAUGGCCGCGCUGACCGCACCGAUACAUACACUGCGAACUCUGGAAGCCUCCAUAUCCGUUCGACUCGCCGGGAGAAACCGACGGCACCAGGAGCGAUAUCGUCGCUCAAGUUCAUAUCGGGGCCGCACGUCCCUUUCCAGUCCUCCGGCAACCAUUUCCAUGUCUGUUCCUCAGGCGCCUUGCUCGACUUUGUCACACCAGCAUCAAAUAUCCGUCACACCGAAUGCAAUCUAUCUUCUCUCGAGCUCGACUCCUUGAGGUGGCAACGGCUGGUGGAAGGCCCCGAGAUCUUCCCACUCGGCUACAAAUGGCAUUACUGCACUAUCAACGAGGAUGGGACCAAAGUCUGGCUGCUCGGAUCUCCUGCCGACGAGUCUCUCGGCAGUAACCAGGAACUGCAACUCAGCGAAAUCCUAGCGGUCGAUCUUAGGACGUACGGUUUGCUAGGCACACAGGACACGACCAUGGCCUCGGAACAGAACCGUAUUCUUGCAUCUGAACGACAAACAGUCCACACUGCGUCCAGUGUGGGCUCAGGACUAGGCGCCGACCUGGCAUCUAUUUUUGACCAGCCCCCAGAAACCAGCAUGAGUGACUUCACCAUCACAGCCAAUGUGGAAUCAAGCGAUGAUGACGACAUCUCAGAGGCUGACUCUCAUCCUCGCUUCUCGCUCAACUCGACUGGCAGCCAAAUGUUUGUGUCGGAAUUAGAAGCCGCCAACAUCUCGCCACCUAUCCACGUGCACAAAAUGAUUCUCCAGGCCCGCUGGCCGCACUUUAAACGACUCUACGCGUCCAAGAUGCUCGAGUUCCAGACCUCACGCCUGCACAUUCCCGAACCGUAUUCCGUGGUGCGCGCGUUUCUGUAUUACCUGUACACGGACAGCAUCGCACCACACCCCGUCUACUGCCGAGAUUUGACGGACGUGGCCGGGAUGCUCGUCAUGGCCAAUCUAUACGACAUGCCGAAACUCCGACUUCUGUGCGUCAACCGGCUGUCGCGCGAGAUAGACAUCGACCACGCCGCAGUGAUCUGGGAGCGCGCAGGGCGGACCGAAGAGGAGUGGCUCAGAGCGCGAGCCGCGAGAUUCUGCCUGAUGAACUGGGGCCGAGUCGUCCGGACUGAGGGGUUUAGGAACCUCAGUCGCAACAGUCUGAUGGAGUUGUGCGAGGUCGUCGACACCGAAGGCCGAGUCGUCGGUGGCGAGGAGCUGGACGAUGGUGCCGACGGAUUCGGGCUGGGAAGCGGGUACCGAUACCGAAGAAGGAGCCAUCGACCCAGCGAAACAGCCGAAGAAACAGAGGGCGACGAGGAGGACGGCAUGGACAUGAACUGA
This is a messenger RNA of Capronia epimyces CBS 606.96, 2217 nucleotides long. RefSeq lists its product as uncharacterized. Gene Ontology annotation, molecular function: protein binding. Bases 1 to 2217 code for a protein of 738 amino acids. NCBI's taxonomy places the organism in Eukaryota, Fungi, Ascomycota, Eurotiomycetes, Chaetothyriales, Herpotrichiellaceae. The transcript has a single exon. The record is from RefSeq and is a predicted model, not a curated record.